Molecule: messenger RNA, 2914 nt
Organism: Helianthus annuus (common sunflower)
Lineage: Eukaryota; Viridiplantae; Streptophyta; Magnoliopsida; Asterales; Asteraceae
Product: membrane protein of ER body-like protein
Exons: 8
Coding region: 200-2626 (808 amino acids)
Source: RefSeq, a predicted model, not a curated record
UGCAGCAAGAUAAGCUAGUUUAUUGUAUUUAUGUCAAACAUAUAUCACUGAAAACUUAUAAAAUAUAUAUCAUCAUUAAAUUUCCAAGAGUUUUACUUACCACCAAACAACACCUUAUCCCACCCUCCUUUCACCAGCCUCCACAUUUUCAUCUUUUACAAAGCUCCUUUCACUCAGACUAUUUGUUCCUUUCUUCACAAUGGAAAAUUCAGAGGUAGAAGAACAUGAAGAUCAUCCAUGGGACCAAGAAGAAGAAGAACUGGAGGAGGGUAAUUUGGUUGCUAGAAGAAAGAUUCUCAACCAAACUCCAAUUUCCACCACCAUUAAUGCUGAUCAUACCACCAACAAUGUUGACUUAAAUGGUGUCACCGAUGCUAAAGAUCAUCAUCAUCAUCAACAACAGCAACAUGAAGAAGAAGAAGAAGAAGAAGAAAAAGAAGAAGUGAAAGAUUCUAUCCAACAAGAUGACAUAAAAGUUGAUGGAGAUGAAAAAGAAAAAGAAAAAGAGAAACAACCUGAAUUUCUUGUUUACUAUGACACAGAUAAAGGAAUAUGGAAAUGUCGAAUCUGCUCAUGGGAUAAUCAGGGUAGAACAUGUCUCACUCAUCAUAGUCAGCAUCCUAGGUGGCACUCGCGUAUGCUGGCGAAUGCGAAAACCGUAUAUGAAACCAAAGGUAACGAGAAAAUUCACGAGCCAGAGAACACUGAUAUAACAACUAAUAAUCAAGAAAACGGGAAUGGCAUGCACUCGGUGAUCAGCAAACAGAACGGAGAGCAUCAAAAGCAUGAAAUAUCAUCGGAGGGUGACAAAAGUGCUUCAUCAUACAUAAGCAACAAAACCGAAAUCACGAUUGAUGAAAUAACCGAAUAUGACGUGGAGACAAUUUUAAAAAAGCAAGACACUCAUGAUUUGUUCUGUCCUAAUUGCAAUUCUUGUAUAACCAAAAGGGUCAUACUUCGUAAAAGGAAACGUAGAAUCCCAGUUCCUGGUGCAGAUGGAAAACGUAACAAACCGGAAACUCCAGUUUCUUCUGAAUCGAACGUUGUUUUAGCUGAUUCAACCGACGAUCAAGUUCAACCACCAACAUCUAAUGAAUAUGAUCCGCAAAGAGAGCCAGAUGUAUUCAGAUGUUUGUCAUGCUUCAGCAUUUUCAUGCCCACAGGAAAUGGGUUUAAGUUGUUUCGCGGGUUUGGAAAUAAAAACAGCAAAGAAAAAAGUGAACUUUCUGAGAAGGAAGUGCCUGUAAAGAAAAGCUGGUUUUCGAACAUAUUUAAAUCGGAAAAGGUGGAGAAUAAUGUCACUAAUCUUAACGUUUCAGUAGCCGUUCAGCGUUUAGAUCCGGAAAAUAACGUUGGUGAAGUCUCUUCUGUAUCUUCUAACCUAAAUCCGUCAAUGCAAGAAGCUAGCGUGCGUAUCUCCGACGGUACAACAGAUUUGGAAAAAAAUCAACUUCAGUCAGAUAAAGUUAUAAGCGAGAGCCACGGAAAUAUGGCAACAGACCUUCCAUUAGCAGACACUAACGGGCAGUUACUUACCUCGUACCAUAUCGAGAAAGAAUCCAACAGCAAAAGUGAAUAUCCGGGUAUGUUUGUGGUCAAACCGCCUUUAACUAAUAACGUGGAGCCCACAGAAAGUUCAAUAUCUUCAGUUCAACAUGACGGAUUGAAGCUUCUUGUUCCUCCAAAUGUGGGAUCGUUAAUCAUUGACAAUUCGCAAAUGAACCAAGAGCUUGAUGUAACCAUUCAACACACUGUUCAAAACAAUGUUGAAAUUCACCUUGAAGAGCCUCUGAAGGUCAACAAAGAUAUCUUAACUGACGGUCAACAGGUUAAUCUUCUUGAUGAUGUGAAGAACAUUGAAAGGAACAAAGGAGAAGAUACAAUAAUUACCAUAGAAAGCAAGCAACUUGAUGCAUCUGCCUUUCAAAGACCACCUGACGAACUUGGUGAGACGUCAACUCCAGCACCGCAGCAGGCGGUGGAACGUGGUGGUGUUACCACGGCAACAAGAGGCAGUCGUAGCGUGGACAUGGUUAAAAGUAUUGUUUAUGGUGGCUUGAUAGAACUGAUUGCGAGCCUAAGUGUUGUGGCUUCUGCAGCUGGUGCUGAUGCCGCCACAUUGAAUGUGCUAGCUCUGGGAUUGGCUAAUAUAUUCGGUGGGUUGUUCGUGAUCAGUCAUGAUCUUUGGGACCUUAAAAACGAGCGAACAAGAAAGACAGAAGACCGAUACCAACUCCUUUUGGGGCAACGAGCCGAUUUCCCACUUCACAUGACGGUUUCUCUGUUAUCAUACCUCGUAUUUGGAUUCGUUCCUCCACUUGUCUAUUGCUUCUCCUUCUAUGAGAGCAAUGACAAAGAUCUCAAGCUUUUGACAGUGGCCGCAGCCUCCAUUUUAGGCAUCAUGAUUCUGUCUGCCGGAAGAGCAUACGUUCAGAGCCCACCAAAAUUUUAUUUCAAAACUAUCAGUUACCAUGUCAUGCUUGGGUUCACGGUUUCAGGUGUUUCGUAUUUGUCUGGUGGCUUGAUUAUCAAGUUACUGGAGAAAUUGGAUAUAUUCCAGGAAGGUUCAGUGGAGAACCUGAGAAUCUAUGGAGCGGGUUCAAAACCGGGCCUCGCGACAUUCUAAUGUCAAAAUUGUCCUCAUGUGGGCAUUUUUGUUUCAUGAUUUUGUAGCUUUGUGUUAUUAGCUUUAGAAGGAAUAAGUUUUAGGUUUUAAUUGUUAGCAUGUUCAAGUGAAAUUGUUCAAAGUCCAAGUUCAGUAUGCAUUUACUACAAAAUCUGUAAUGAGUUGAUAUCAUAUCAAACUAUCAAAGCAUCAGGUAGCUCCAUAGUGUAGACAAAGAAUUUUAUGGUCAAUCACAUAUGAAAUGGUUAAAAAAUUGUUGGGAUACGGUUUGGAGUUAUUUAGAAUGAA